CGAUUUCUUUCUAUUGGGAGAAAUGGCGGACAUGGACGAAUUAUUCGGGAGUGAUGGAGAUAGUGACAAUGAACAACGAGAGUCUGGGUCGGGCUCCGGUUCGGACUCUGACAACGAAAGACCUCGGUCCGCCAGCAACGCCUCUGGCAGCGGCAGCGAUAGUGACAGGGGACGGCCAGACGAAGAAGAAGGGGGGAAAGCUAAUAUGAACCAGGAGCUCUUUGGAGAUGACAGUGAAGACGAGCGACCCAGCGUACACAGUGGCAGUGGCAACCCGUCGGAGCACUCGGGGAACCGUUCCGACGCCUCGAUGCACUCCGGCGCGGAGGACAACGAGCAUUCUGAUGCUGAAAGGCACAGCGGCUCGGACGUUGGCCACCGGGACGAAGAGGAUGAUGACGAAGAUGCUGGGCAUCGAUCAGAUGCCGGGAGUCCUGCCGGGAGUCCUGCCGGGAGUCCUGCCGGAAGUCCCGCUGGAAGUGCCGCUGGAAGUGCCGCUGGGAGUGCGGCUGGGAGUCCGGCUGGAAGUGCCCCUGGCAGUCCCGCUGGAAGUCCUGCUGGGAGCCCCCCAGGAAGUCCUGCUGGUAGCGCAGUGUCCGGGGCAGGGAGUGCUCGUUCAGGGUCUCCCCGCUCAGUGACCCCCCGCUCAGGGAGUCCGCGGUCAGGAAGGGGGAGUGCCCACUCUGAUAGGAGCAUUCACAGUGAUCCAGGAACGCCCCAAUCAGGGCCUGGCACCCCUCAUUCCGUGGAAGGUUCCGGCAGAGAGAACCAUUCGGAUGACGAGAAGUGGGAAGGCGGGGCAAAAAGUGAUCAAUCAGAGGAUGAGGAGGAGAAACGUCCACGUUCUGAUGAAGAGCGGGAGAACUCUGACGAUGAGGCACCCAGACACAGGAAGUCAGAAUCAGCAAAGGGCAGUGAUAGCGAAGAUGACUUCCUCAGACAGAAAGCCAAGAAAAAGCCGGCCUCCGAUUCAGAUUCAGACAGUGAUGUUGGUGCAAGAAAAAGUAAAAGUAAAACUAAGAAGCCUGCAGCAGACGACCUGUUCGGGGAGGCGGAUGACAUCUCCUCAGACAGCGACGCAGAGAAGCCUCCGACUCCAGGCCAGCCCAUGGACAACGAGGAGGGGAUGGAGGGCGACCGCCACGAGGAAGAGACCGUCCCGGAGACCCGCAUCGAGGUGGAGAUCCCCAAAGUCAGCACAGACCUGGGCUCAGACCUCUACUUCGUCAAGCUGCCCAACUUCCUGUCUGUGGAGCCCAGACCCUUUGAUCCACAGUACUAUGAAGACGAGUUUGAGGACGAGGAGAUGUUGGAUGAAGAGGGUCGCACCAGGCUCAAGCUUAAGGUGGAGAACACCAUUCGGUGGAGGGUGAAGCGCGACGAGGAGGGGAACGAGAUUAAAGAGAGCAACGCUCGCAUUGUCAAAUGGUCCGAUGGCAGCAUGUCCCUGCAUCUUGGCAACGAGGUGUUUGACGUCUACAAAGCGCCCCUCCAGGGAGACCACAACCACCUGUUCAUUCGGCAGGGCACCGGGCUGCAGGGGCAAGCGGUGUUCAAGACCAAGCUCACGUUCAGGCCCCACUCCACAGACAGCGCCACCCACAGGAAGAUGACCCUCUCUCUGGCUGACCGCUGCUCCAAGACCCAGAAGAUCCGGAUCCUGCCCAUGGCGGGUCGCGACCCUGAGUCCCAGCGCAGCGAGAUGAUCAAGAAAGAGGAGGAGCGUCUGCGCGCCUCCAUCCGCCGCGAGUCCCAGCAGCGCCGCAUGCGGGAGAAGCAGCACCAGCGCGGGCUGAGCAGCAGCUACCUUGAGCCCGACCGCUACGACGACGACGACGACGGCGAGGAGGCCGUGAGCCUGGCCGCCAUCAAGAGCAAGUACAAGGGCGGCGGAGCCCUGCGAGAGGAGCGAGCGAGGAUCUACUCUUCCAGCGAAGAAGGCUCGGACGAUGACAAGGCCCAGAGGCUGAUGAAGGCCAAGAAACUGGACAGUGACGAGGAGGGCGAGGCUUCGACGAAGAGGAAGGCAGAGGAUGAGGAUGAUGAGGAGGACGAGGAGGCCCCCGCAAAGAAGGCCAAGAAAUAUGUGAUCAGCGACGAAGACGAUGACGAAGAUGACGACGAAUAAGCAGCAUUCUUUUUUAAGCAUUCCACUGUAUUAUCAGUGAUUCAUUCAUGUGAGGCGUCAGACUGCCACAUUUUGUAUUAUACGUUUAUUUUUUAAUUGUGUGUGUGCACAUGCAUUCAUGUGCGAAUGUGUCUACUGUACAUUGUUCUUUACGUUGGCGAUGUGGUUAAUAAAGAAUAGAUGAACCAAUGUCCAGUUUCACCUUCUCUUUUAAUGUUUUCG
Gadus chalcogrammus (walleye pollock) is the source of this 2350-nucleotide messenger RNA. RefSeq names its product LEO1 homolog, Paf1/RNA polymerase II complex component (gene leo1). Gene Ontology annotation, biological process: transcription elongation by RNA polymerase II; positive regulation of transcription elongation by RNA polymerase II. The transcript has 14 exons. Bases 23 to 2128 code for a protein of 701 amino acids. Gene Ontology annotation, molecular function: RNA polymerase II C-terminal domain phosphoserine binding. Lineage: Eukaryota; Metazoa; Chordata; Actinopteri; Gadiformes; Gadidae. Gene Ontology annotation, cellular component: Cdc73/Paf1 complex; nucleus. The record is from RefSeq and is a predicted model, not a curated record.